This is a messenger RNA of Suillus fuscotomentosus, 753 nucleotides long. RefSeq lists its product as uncharacterized. The transcript is spliced from 5 exons. The record is from RefSeq and is a predicted model, not a curated record. The coding region runs from base 131 to 526 and encodes 131 amino acids. NCBI's taxonomy places the organism in Eukaryota, Fungi, Basidiomycota, Agaricomycetes, Boletales, Suillaceae.
GAUGGCUGGCGACCUGUUCUUCUUGUGCACAGAUGGCCACCAAAUUCAAAAUGCAUAAUCCGCUUUAGCACCCUGAGCAGACACGCUACGUUCAUUCCAUUGCCGUGUAUGCUACAUAGCCUAUCGGGGGAUGGAUAAAAGGGCAGACUGUUCUUCGUCAAAGAUCACCCACCAAUCGACUAGAACACUUCUUUCUACAACACUCAUAUAUUCACCAACCACUCUCAACUACUAUCAACAAUGUGCUGCUGGCGCCAGUAUGUGCAGUCGUCAAAUCCUUUCAUGGUUUACUGACCCUCUCUUCAGUGUUCGCAAUGUUUACCUCCGCUGCGGACACGCUAUGAAUCUCCCUGAUGAAUUGAUCGUCUGCGACAGUUCCAGGUGCAAAUUUGGCCCCAAUCACCCUGCCACCUGCCUCCCGCCCACGUGCAAGCAAUCUUGCGCCCAAUAUCGCCAGUAUCCUCAACAAUAUUCGCCCAACAUCAACAGAUUCUGCCCCUCGUGUGAGCAGGCUGGACGCCGCUGAGCGCCGAGCGCCGAACAUCAUUGUGAAUAUCUUAUCUUGCACCUUUAAUUCUUAGAGCCCAGGCCAAAGACCCCUUUCGUUAAUUAUUCCAUGUGUCAUAUUAUUUAUAGUGUAUCACCUAACAUCGGGAUCGACUACGCGUAUAGUUCGCUUUCUUGUUACUGAAUAUCGAAUGAUCUGGGAUUUGUUAAAGUUUGUCCGACCGAGGAACGUUGCAUGAAGCCCGG